Messenger RNA from Cheilinus undulatus (humphead wrasse), 1020 nucleotides. RefSeq lists its product as uncharacterized. NCBI's taxonomy places the organism in Eukaryota, Metazoa, Chordata, Actinopteri, Labriformes, Labridae. Gene Ontology annotation, cellular component: membrane. The transcript is spliced from 6 exons. The record is from RefSeq and is a predicted model, not a curated record. The coding region runs from base 256 to 927 and encodes 223 amino acids.
ACAACGAGACCAACCCACUGCCCGGAAGAGCCUCGCCACAGGAGAUUUCCAGGAUUACCGGGAACACCGGGCUCUCUGCUAUCACCGGACAUGUAGUCUAGGUCUCAGGAACACCUUUACCUCCAGGACUCAUGUUUCUGUCUCUGACAGGCACUCAAAUCGUCCUACAAUCACCGGAAGCUGAAGUUUGACUAUCCCGACCGAGGGCACACAUCGACCGUGAACCGUGGCCUGGUAGCGGGUUAACACCGGGACAUGGACCGGUACCGGUACUUCAUCUUCAACCAGAGGAGCGUGCUGGUCCUCGGGAUCCUCCAGAUAGCCUGUUCAGGUCUCUGUGUGGUCUGUGGGUUCAUGGACGCGGUUUUCCGCAAAGACACGGCUCUGAGCACGACCAGGACCCCGUUGUGGGGGGGGCUGGUCAUGGCCUCUCCCGGUGUUCUGGCGCUCUUUGCCUCCCAAAGAAAAAACUCCCUCCUGGUGAGCGUGAUGGUGGCAGCAGCGGGACUGUCCUGUGCGGCUGCAGCGCUGAUUUUCGGUUACUCCUGUCUGACGCUCACCUACGGCGAGGAGGACGAGGACGUGUUCCACCGCCAUCGCAGUCCUGAAGUGACGUUUGUGCUUCAUCGGAUGGUGAAAGGAGCCAACGCCACCAUCCUCCUGGCGUGUACCAUCAGCCUGCUUCUGUCCUCUUUCAUCGGCUACGUGGGCUUCCGGAGUCUUCCCUGCUGUGGCUGCUAUGACGCCAGAACUGGCCUGGAGACCCUGGUUCCUCAUUGUGACCCCGGGGAUACUGAGAUGGUCUGUACUUGGCGAGCAGGGGGCGAUGAUAGACUCUUCAACUCUCCAGCUCAGUCUGCAGACCCGCCCAACACAGAAGAAGAGGAAGCCCCCUCCAAACUGCCUCCAUACAGCAGACUGACCUAAUUACAGAGAGUAUUCCAGGUCUGGAUUUAUCCAAGUGGUCUUUUAUCAGGGACGUUAAUUCACUCAUUCAUUCAAUAAAAGCUUUUUCAUUCA